GCCCGGCAGCCGCUCCCGCCCGGCGGCCACGUCGCGCCACGUCCCGGCGCAGGCGCGGCGGCCGCUUCCGUGGCGGGGGCGGCGGCGGGGCCGAGGCCCGGGGCGCGACCGAGCCGCCAUGAACUUCCUACGGGGCGUCAUGGGCGGCCCCAGCGCCGGCCCGCAGCCCUCGGGCGCCGAGACGAUCCAGAAGCUGUGUGACCGGGUGGCUUCUUCCACGUUACUGGAUGACCGGAGGGAUGCUGUGCGGGCUCUGAAAUCACUCUCCAAGAAAUACCGACUGGAGGUUGGGAUACAGGCUAUGGAACACCUCAUCCGUGUCCUGCAAACAGACCGUUCAGAUUCUGAAAUAAUUGGCUAUGCCUUGGACACGCUCUACAAUGUCAUAUCAAAUGACCUGGAGGAGGAGGAGCAAGAGGAAAACGUACCGAAACAAGUUGAUGAUUUGGGAAGUCAGUUCACAGAGAUUUUCAUUAAACAGCAAGAAAACGUCACACUUCUGUUGACGCUUGUGGAGGAGUUCGAUUUCCAUGUCCGCUGGCCUGGAGUGAAGCUGCUGACAUCUCUUUUAAAGCAGCAAGGACCUCAAGUGCAGCAGAUAAUUCUUGUCAGCCCUAUGGGUGUUUCCAGACUAAUGGAUUUACUAGCAGACUCCAGGGAGGUUAUACGGAAUGAUGGAGUUCUGUUGUUACAGCAACUGACAAAAAGCAACGCAGCCAUACAGAAGAUAGUUGCCUUCGAAAAUGCCUUUGAGAGACUUCUGGAUAUCAUAACAGAAGAAGGAAACAGCGACGGAGGAAUUGUGGUGGAAGACUGUCUCCUCCUAUUGCAAAACUUGUUGAAGAACAACAAUUCCAAUCAGAAUUUCUUCAAAGAAGGUUCCUACAUCCAGCGCAUGAAGCCUUGGUUUGAGGUUGGAGAUGACAACUGUGGGUGGUCGGCACAGAAAGUCACUAAUCUUCACCUAAUGCUGCAGCUCGUGCGGGUGCUCGUGUCUCCCACCAACCCUCCUGGUGCUACCAGCAGCUGCCAGAAGGCCAUGUUUCACUGUGGGCUCUUACAGCAGCUCUGCACCAUCCUGAUGGCAACCGGAGUUCCUGCAGACAUCCUGACAGAAACCAUUAACACUGUAUCUGAGGUCAUUCGAGGAUGCCAGAUGAAUCAAGACUACUUUGCCUCUGUAAAUGCACCUUCCAAUCCACCAAGGCCUGCGAUUGUAGUGCUCCUGAUGUCCAUGGUGAACGAACGGCAGCCAUUUGUGCUGCGCUGUGCUGUUCUCUACUGCUUCCAGUGCUUCCUGUACAAAAACCAAAAAGGACAAGGAGAGAUCGUUUCAACGCUUCUGCCAUCGACUAUUGACGCUACAGGUAACUCUGUCUCGGCUGGCCAGCUGCUCUGUGGUGGCCUCUUCUCCACGGACUCUCUCUCUAACUGGUGUGCCGCCGUGGCCCUGGCGCACGCCCUGCAGGAGAACGCCACGCUGAAGGAACAGCUCCUGCGAGUCCAGCUGGCGACAAGCAUUGGCAACCCACCCGUCUCGCUGCUGCAGCAGUGCACCAACAUCCUCUCGCAGGGCGAUAAGAUCGACAGACGGGGCAGCAAAGUACAGACCAGAGUUGGCCUCCUGAUGCUGCUUUGCACGUGGCUGAGCAACUGCUCCAUUGCUGUCACCCACUUCCUUCACAACCCAGCCAAUGUCCCUUUCCUAACGGGGCAGAUAGCUGAGAACCUCGGAGAAGAGGAGCAGCUUGUCCAAGGCCUGUGUGCGCUGCUGCUGGGCAUUUCCAUCUACUACAAUGACAACUCCCUGGAAAAUUAUCGCAAGGAGAAGCUGAAACAGCUGAUUGAGAAGAGGAUUGGCAGGGAGAACUUCAUCGAGAAGCUCGGCUUCAUCAGCAAGCACGAACUUUAUUCCAGAGCUGCUCAGAAACCACAGCCCAGUUUUUCUAGCCCGGACCACAUGAUGUUUGACCAUGAAUUCACCAAGCUUGUAAAGGAACUGGAAGGCGUCAUCAGCAAAGCUAUUUACAAGUCCAGCGAGGAAGAUAAAAAGGAGGAGGAGGUCAAGAAGACCUUGGAACAGCAUGACAACAUUGUGACUCACUACAAGAAAGUGAUCAGAGAGCAGGACCAGGAGCUUGAAGAAUUAAAACAACGAAUUAACACUUUAACAUCUCAAAACGAACAGCUCCAGGCAACAGUGACGCAGCAGGUGUCGCAGAUCCAGCAGCACAAGGACCAGUACAAUCUCCUCAAAGUCCAGCUGGGAAAGGACACUCAGCACCAUAAUUCCCACAGUGAUACGUUUCAGAUGAACGGCAUUCAGACGGAAGAUGUGAGCAAAAUGAAGGAAGAGCUGGAAGAAUGGAAGAAUAAGCAUGAGCUGCUGCAAGGGCAGUUAAGGGAAAAGGAGUCUGUGAUUGAAAAACUGAAAGCUUCACCAUUAGAAGUGGGAACUACAGAGCAGUCCUCACAGACCAGCAAACCUGGUGGCCUGGAGCACAAUAAUGACCUACAGAAGGAAUUGGAAAUGCUGAGGAGUCAGCUGCAACUACAGUCUGCAGAAAUCUCUAAGCUUCAGAUGGAGAAUCAAAAGCUACAAGUAAUGAAUGCAACUGCAGAUCUUGCAUUAGGAGACAGCGGUGCAGCAGCAGCCAACAACUCCGGAUUGGAGGGAAGACUUGAGCAAGAGAUAAGGGAACUGAAGAGUGAAGUCAAAGUCCUGUCCGAGGAAAAAGAAUCACUGAAACAGCACCUGGAUUCAGCUAGCAGCACGGUUGCCAUCUUGCAAGAUGAGAAAAGUAAACUUCAGCAAGAAGUGGCAGAAUCAAAGAAAGAGCAGGAUGAUCUUCUGGUGCUUUUGGCUGACCAGGAUCAGAAACUCUCUGCACUGAAGAUCAAGUUGAAGGAUCUUGGUGUACCGGUUGAAGAUGAAGAUGACAUCGAAUCUGGAGAUCAAGGAGAUGAAGAUGAGGAUGGGGAUGAAGAGGAGCAAGACUAGAAUGCUAUUGUGUUACCAUGAAAACGAGAUUGCUUUGCUAUCGGGGGAAAAAAGAAUCUAUUAUUGGUAUACAAAGCAAAACAUCUGCUUAGGAGAAGCAGACGGGGAAAAGAGCAACCACGGGACUAGUUCUAAGUUACUGAAGUGUUUGAAACCCCUUCACAUAAGGUAAAGCAAACAAAAAUCACUGUUUAAGUUCUGCAUCAGUAUCCCAAAUUGUCCUUGUUUAGAAGUUGCUUUAGACGCUGUUUAAAGCACGGGGAUGACAAUGCUGCUGCCUCAGUUUAUUGUCAUCGACAAGUUCUGUGCUUUUGUUUCCGGUUUUAACCUGCUGGAACUCUUAAUUAAAUACAGAAGAAUCUAGUUUAACAUCAGUUAGGUGGAAACAUCGCCCCUGCCUCCAGCAUGAACUUCAGUGUAAUUGUGGUCUCCAAAAAGCGGUGGCGAGGCAGAGCGGUGGGGUGGCUGCAGUGUGCGGCAGCCGCCCUGCCGGCCUGGUGGGCCGCUUCUCUGGGAGCAAAGGGACCUGCACAGCGCCGAGUGCCUUGACACCUGCUAAGGCCGCAGCCAGAACUUCCCAGGGAGCUGCAGCGCCACGCUAACAACGCGGGAGAGCUUUCACGGGGAAGCUGCGCCAGAGAGGUAGCCUUUUUCAGAAGAAAUGCUGUGGAAAACCAAGACCAACGCAUUUUCUAAAGAUCUGAUGUGCUACCUGUCAGCAUAAAAAUAAGUAAAAACCUUGUUGACUACUUCAGUAGGGAGAUGAAAACUGCUAUGAUUUAUAUAACUUAUUGGCUCUUGAUGAGUGAAUAAAAGAUGAAAUUUUAAAAGAAAAAGCUGAAUAUGGUAAAGGCAUCUAUUUCAGUUUUGGU
This is a messenger RNA of Cuculus canorus (common cuckoo), 3873 nucleotides long. RefSeq names its product USO1 vesicle transport factor (gene USO1). Gene Ontology annotation, biological process: intracellular protein transport; transcytosis; endoplasmic reticulum to Golgi vesicle-mediated transport. Lineage: Eukaryota; Metazoa; Chordata; Aves; Cuculiformes; Cuculidae. The record is from RefSeq and is a predicted model, not a curated record. Gene Ontology annotation, molecular function: protein binding. Bases 119 to 3001 code for a protein of 960 amino acids. Gene Ontology annotation, cellular component: endoplasmic reticulum; ER to Golgi transport vesicle membrane; cytoplasm. The transcript is spliced from 25 exons.